Malurus melanocephalus (red-backed fairy wren) is the source of this 754-nucleotide messenger RNA. It is a transcript of the gene RNF32, whose product is annotated as ring finger protein 32. Lineage: Eukaryota; Metazoa; Chordata; Aves; Passeriformes; Maluridae. The record is from RefSeq and is a predicted model, not a curated record. Gene Ontology annotation, molecular function: protein binding.
AUGAGAGCAGUUCCUGCAGUUGCUCUACAGGAUGAUAAAAUAGAGAGUCAUCAGCUGCAAGAUCUUUCAUUAACAGAUUCUUCUAAGUCAAGAAUAAGGAAUACCAAGAACUUUYACAAACCAUUAAUACAAGAUAUAAUCAGCAUAAAAGUAGAGACUGGACUAAGAAAAAAGCAUAAAAACAAGGAAGAUCAARAAAAGGAGUAUCAUCUUCAGCCAAAUCAUCCACAGCUGACACUAGAAAAGAUAGCAGGGGGGAAAACAGAAGACAGGGUCAGGAAUCAGGAAUCAGGAGUAGUUGAACAUCCUUCCUUGCCUGCUGAAGAAUGGGUCAAAAGAAAGCAGAGAUCUACAGAGCACGGAGAAUCCAUGCAGCCUCAUGCAAUAUUCAGGGCAGAAUUUGCAAUUCAACCCAGGGUACAAAUACAACUAAAUAAYUGUGUGGACUGCAAAAUUGUAUUURCUUAUUUYAUUUUUCUGAACUUGAAAAAUUUGCAGGUAAAAAGUACUGUAUACAGAAAAGAGCAGUCUCAGACCAGGGUAAUACAUGAUAAGGCAUGUUUAGUUAAAAUGAAUGGAUUAGRUAAAAUUCAAGCUUCCUGGAGAGGAUAUAUUGAUAGAAAAGAGUAUAAAGAGCGGAGAGAAGCAGUGCCUCCUAAGGACAGCAAAUUAAGAAAGCAAUUAUUUGAUAAAAAGGUACAUUGCAUUUCGUUGCUUGGUCUGUUCUCUUGGUGUGAUUGAGCUUCCUUAAACC